AUGGAUUAUGAUCAACAAUUAUUUAUUAAUCAACGUAGUUCAAUAAAAUACACCGAAGGAAAACUUGACGAACUCAAUUUAACUAGUAAAUCUUCUACCGGAACCAUCAACGAUGAAAAUGAUCUGGAUUUGAAGACAAACAUCGUUCAAUGUUUGAAUGAAGAAGUUCAAAGCGUAAGACCGUUUAUCCAAUCGAAAAGUGACGAUCAAAUUGUACCAAAGAGAUCCCUCUUUCAUUUGAUUAUUCAUGGAUCAAAGCAAUUUUCUUCAUACAAAUAUCAAUUUUAUCCUUCUGAAGGAUCCUUAUUAAACGUUAUUCAAUGGCAGAAGUUAAUUAGCUGGAGUGGGAAAAAAGACUGGAAAUUGUUGUACAAAGGAAGUCGAGAUGGAUUUCAUUGCAAAGAUUUUCAUCGUUUAUGUGAUAAUCAAGGAGCGACGAUAACUGUGAUUCGUACAAAACAAGGAUACAUUUGUGGAUUUUCAAAAUGA
Messenger RNA from Adineta ricciae, 489 nucleotides. The record is from the annotation of a GenBank genome assembly. Lineage: Eukaryota; Metazoa; Rotifera; Eurotatoria; Adinetida; Adinetidae.